AUGGCCGAGACACGAUGGUUCUACGCCAACGACGACGACAAAAUCCACGGCCCCGCGACGCUGGAGCUCUUGCGCAGCCUCUGGCUCCGCGGUGAGCUCCAGACUGACACUAUUGUCUGGCGUCUCGGGCUCGCCGAGUGGCUCUCGAUCGGUGAGCUCCCGUCGCUCCUCUCCGGUCAGCGUCUCUGA
Saprolegnia parasitica CBS 223.65 is the source of this 189-nucleotide messenger RNA. RefSeq lists its product as hypothetical. The record is from RefSeq and is a predicted model, not a curated record. Lineage: Eukaryota; Oomycota; Saprolegniomycetes; Saprolegniales; Saprolegniaceae. The transcript is spliced from 2 exons. Bases 1 to 189 code for a protein of 62 amino acids.